Messenger RNA from Penicillium chermesinum, 846 nucleotides. RefSeq names its product putative zinc metalloproteinase. The record is from RefSeq and is a predicted model, not a curated record. Gene Ontology annotation, molecular function: proteasome binding. NCBI's taxonomy places the organism in Eukaryota, Fungi, Ascomycota, Eurotiomycetes, Eurotiales, Aspergillaceae. The transcript has a single exon. Bases 1 to 846 code for a protein of 281 amino acids.
AUGGACUCUCUCGAGUUGACAGUGCACCACCAAGGCACGCCCCAUACUUUCCAAAUCGCCGCAUCAGCAACUCUCCAAGACCUCUCGAACCAGAUCGAAACAACCUUGAACAUUUCAACCGCAAACCAGAAGCUCCUUAUUGCCCCCAAGCCCGGAAUGAAGAAACAUCCAUUCCCACCUGAGCCUCUGUCCACGCUGCUCCCCCUCUCCUCUCCGAAGUUCAAGAUCACUCUCCUCGGAACACCCGCCCAAGCCAUCGCAGACCUCCAAGAACAAUCCGCCACAAUCCAACGCCAGCAACAAGCCCGCGCCGCCGCCCGCGCCUCCCAGCGCCAGCGCGCCGUGAAACCAUCCUCCAGCCGCGGCGGCGUGCACACGCUCUCCUCCUCCAGCAACAACUACACCUUCCACCGCCUCCUCCCACUCUCCUACCUCCCCAACCCAGAGCGCUCGCUGCACUUCCUGGAGCGGCUCCGCGACGACCCCGGCAUCCGCACCGCCAUGGCCAAACACCAGUUCUCCGUCCCGCUGUUAACAGAGAUGAAUCCAGCAGAGCACACGACCAGCGAGUCACGCACGCUGGGCCUGAACCGGAAUAAGGGCGAAGUGAUCGAGCUGCGGCUCCGGACGGACGCAUAUGACGGGUACCGGGACUACAGGACUAUCCGGAAGACGCUGUGCCACGAGCUAGCGCACUGUGUGUUCGGGGACCACGAUCGCAAUUUCUGGGAUCUGACGAAGCAGAUUGAGCGGGAGGUGGAUGCCGGGGAUUGGAAGUCCGGGGGUCAUCGGGUGAGCGAGCAGGAAUUCUACAACCCGGGUGAUUGGGAGGCGCAGGGGGGAUGA